Messenger RNA from Melitaea cinxia (Glanville fritillary), 1161 nucleotides. Its product is annotated as alpha-1,6-mannosyl-glycoprotein 2-beta-N-acetylglucosaminyltransferase-like. The record is from RefSeq and is a predicted model, not a curated record. The transcript has a single exon. Bases 1 to 1161 code for a protein of 386 amino acids. Gene Ontology annotation, molecular function: alpha-1,6-mannosylglycoprotein 2-beta-N-acetylglucosaminyltransferase activity. Lineage: Eukaryota; Metazoa; Arthropoda; Insecta; Lepidoptera; Nymphalidae. Gene Ontology annotation, cellular component: Golgi stack; Golgi membrane. Gene Ontology annotation, biological process: protein N-linked glycosylation; oligosaccharide biosynthetic process.
AUGCGUCUAGGAGUUACUAAUGACCUGCCACCACAUCACCAAAAAUAUAUAAAGAUAGAAAAUAUUAGUAACCUCGACAACAUUGCUGAUGUUGAAGAGUUAAAAACAGCAUUGGAAAAAAUAAACUCAAAACAAAGUGUAAGUAACAAACGCAAUUUCCGGCCGGUGGGAGAUGACACACCGGUCAUAGUAAUACAAGUGCAUAAGAGUGCAAGAGGUCUUCAGUACCUCAUCCUAUCUUUAUCACAGGUGCAAGGAAUACAAACAGCUCUUUUAAUUUUUUCUCAUAGUUAUUAUCAUGAAUCGAUCAAUCGUCUAGUAAGGAACAUCGACUUCUGUAAAGUGAUGCAAAUAUUUUAUCCCUUCUCCCUACAACUUCAUCCCUAUAAACAUCCUGGCGUCGAUCCCGAGGACUGCAAGCCUGGCUAUCCCACAUCUAAGAACCCAAAAUACUGCCUCAUUCGCGACGCGCGCCUUACGGAACACAAGCAGCACUGGUGGUGGAAGGCAAACUUUAUAUUUCGAAGUUUGAAAUGGUCCAAGAGAUAUCAAAGUCCUGUGAUAUUUCUCGAAGAAGACAACUAUGUCACACCAGACUUGCUUUACAUGUAUCAAUUUAUCCAUCGCUCUCUAGAAUACUUUCCAUAUGUAGAAGUCGUAUCCUUUGGUAGAACGUGGGCCAGAAACCCUGACAUGAACCUGCUGACAGUGGAAUCUUGGAGACCGCCUUUCGAUGUUGGUCUGGCUUUCAAUAAAACAACGUGGAAGAAAAUACUGGAGUUGUCGGAAAAGUUUUGCAUGUAUAAUGAUUACAGCUGGAGUUAUUCGUUGCUUCAUUUGUUUGAGAACUUUCCGAGGGGUCAUGUGGAUAUGGUGGCAUGUAUGGCACCACGUGUGCUAGCACUAAAAGAAUUCGAGAACACAGACGACAUAUUUAUAUCAGUUUCGAAGUUAAUAAGUAAUUUAGAACUUUAUCCAAAAAAAGUUCAAGCCGUUCACUUGUUCAGACCAGAGGGAAGAGUAGAUAAAGUUACAAAAGGCCCACCUUUCGGUAGCGGGGGUUGGAAUGACAUUCGAGACCAACUCUUAUGUCUCGAUCCUCUAAUGAGCACAACGACUGAAGAGAAACGAUACGAUUUUGCUGACGGUCCCAGAUCAUAG